This is a messenger RNA of Tribolium madens (black flour beetle), 3654 nucleotides long. RefSeq lists its product as uncharacterized. The transcript is spliced from 8 exons. Lineage: Eukaryota; Metazoa; Arthropoda; Insecta; Coleoptera; Tenebrionidae. The coding region runs from base 282 to 3287 and encodes 1001 amino acids. The record is from RefSeq and is a predicted model, not a curated record.
GGUGGGAGUGGAGUGGAGAGACUUGAGAGAACAGAACAGUCUGUGAUGUGAUGGAAGUAUGGAAGUGGAUUUUUAGGGCGUAGAGUGUUUAGUGCAGUCGUGUGCGAGUUCAACUUUUUAUAAACGUAUUUUUUUAUACUGUGCAUUUUUAUUUCGGAUAUGUUUUUGUAUUGUUUCAUUGUUUUAUGGUUGUAAUUCCUAAUAUUUCCGUGGAAUAAUACAUGAUUACUUCUAGAUCUUCUCACUAAAAUCUCACCAAAUGGCCGAAUAAACUGACCAUCAUGUCUUCAGCUAUCUGUCAAAAUUUCGUCCAAAAUGCUUGGAAGAAAGAACUUUGUUCGAAUUGCUUCAAAUCAAAGGACGAACAUGCAGAACCGCCAAAACCCAAACCAAUCACGUUGAUUUCCAGCGAAAAGGUCGAAGGAAUCAUUAGAAAUUCGGCAAAGUUUCGACCGAAAAGGACGGUUUGUUUUAUGAAAGAAUUGACGGAGAUUAUCGGUUUUGGGGGUGAAGAUUGGGAGUCCGAGGGGGAGGAUUGUAGAGAUGAUGAUUUGUCGUCCAGUGAAGAGGACUUUAUUGCCGAAUCCGAGGAAGAAGAAGAAAGAGAACUGAAAAGGAUAACGAAAGAAAACACUGAUUUUAAUACGAAUAAUUUGAAAGAUGAGGUCAUUGUGAAGAAAACAAGCCAACUUUUAUUGGGAAAACCACUAGUUGACUCCUCUGGACGUAAACAAACCCUACUAGUUUCGGUUACACCAUUUGGUGAAGACACUCAACCUAAAAAAAUCAUCAAAAGUUUAAAAUUGAAAGAGAAUGUUCCUGAGACGAAACAAACUAAUGUUGUCUUGACUUCUUAUACGAAAAAUGAAGAUAAAAAAGAAAAAUCUUUGUUGGAUGAAAUAACUGAGACUCUGGAAAGCGGAAAAAAUCCAAUUCAAAUCAUGAGUCGCAAGAAAACUCAAAAAGAGAUCAUUUUGAGUGUCUCUAAAGACGAAAACAAACCCGAGCGUAAAAGUACUCUUUCUCGCACUCCUGCUUUAAAACGCGACCACGAAAAACCCAUAAUUUACCAAACGUCCACUGCCAAAAUCGAACUACUUAACAACAAAAACAAGUCUAAAAUCGACUUGAAAACCACACCUCCACCCCCCGCCACCGUCGUACCACCCCCUCCUCCCAAAUCGAGUCGGGAGCAAGCCGGCGAGCCCGACGGCCGAGCCGACCCUGAUACAGUAACCGAACCUCCCGCCCUGCCCUUGACUCCUCCCCCUGCCCUCGACCCGCCUACUGUCCUCUACGACAAACCCAAAAUCCCCGCCAAACCGGUUUUGGCUAAACAAAAUUCGACAGGUUCGGAUACCGGGUCACGUGUUAUCAAUAAACGAAAAGCGCCGAAACCACCCGAAGUUCCUGAACCCGCCCCUCGGAAAUUCCUCUCGGUUUCGACUGAUAGUUUAGCAAGUGAAGAUAAAAGGAAGAAGGGGAGGUUUUCGCUAAAGAAGUUUCUUCGGAGGGGGUCGAGUAAGGUCGAUUUGAAGGGAGGGGAGGAACUGGAUGGGCCUCCUUUGCCUAAACCAAGGCUGGUUAUCGUGCAUCCCUCGGAAUUGAACGGGGCUAGAGUCGAAGUGGUACCCAAGGGUGACUACCAGAACAUCCGGUAUUCUGAUGGUAACGACUAUGAGAGUUUCGUACCGAAAAAACCACCACCGCCCCCACGUGACGAUUUGGGGUCAUAUAAACCGCUCCCCCAUCCUCCAAAAUCCAUAGAUGUGCUUAGUAAGCAGAAACAGUACUCCGGGGGAGUCCCUACGAAAAAAACAGAGACAGUGUAUGCGAAUAUAGGGGAAGUACGGUCUGCGAUUGUUCCGAAUAAGCCCCAAAGAACGGCGAGUAUGCGUGAGAGGGAGGCUCAGGAGAAGAAGAAUUAUGAGUCUGUGGAUGGAGGAGAGAAUGUUUAUGAUUAUAUCAGUGGGAGGUCAAGUUCGCCCGAUUCUGAUUCUAGUCCGAAUAAAAACAGUCCUACGAGUAAGACUGCGAGGUUGAGUAAGAGGUCAGAGAGUAGUAUUGAUGUAUCAGGGGAGUAUUUCAAGUAUGGGAAUAUUCCGAGGUCAGUGUCUUUGACAUAUUGUGGGAGUGAGACGGAGUCGGAGAUUUAUUCGCCGUAUAGCUUUUAUGGGAGCGAAUCAGAGGUGACUGAAGACGACCACGACUGGAUCCAAAACGGCCGCACUCACAAACUGCGUUCCCGAAAAGGCCGAAGCAUUGUUCACAAAAACUUAGAAGACAACUACGGGGCCGUCAUCGUCGCCAACCACGAAGCUCUAGCACAAGUCUUGGAAAACAUCCAACAAACCACUCACAUUCAACCGGCACUCAGAGGCCUGAAAACACUCUCCAAUCUGCGAUGGACUGAUUUUUCCGUAAAAUCCACGUCUCAACCUCUGGUCGUCGGCUGUAGAACCUUCCAUCAGGCGAUUUGGAAUACCCAACACGUAACCCUUGUAGUCAACACCGGAGCGUUACCAUCAAGUACCUUAACUUUGGGUACCAGUAGUUUGAUGACUAUUACCGAAUUCAGCGAUUUGGUACCGGCGAAAUUUGUCGGGAACGAGAGUGAAGAGGAGAAGUUGAUUCAAGCCACUGUAGCCGUUUUGCCGUGGCUACAAGUCAGUACAAUUCAGUCGUAUGGAGAAAGUCUGAAAAAGGGGACACAAACGCUUGAAGAAGCCUGGAAAGAUGCAAGUUUUGUCAUGUUGCAAUUGGUGAAUGCCUUGAAGAUUUUACAAGCUCAAGGGAUUGAGGAGUUGUCACUCUCGUUGAACAGUUUUGUGCUUUGCAAAGAAAUGGAUAAGGACAGUCACUUAAGAUUGUGUGUUUUGCAAGGCCUCGGCGAAGACCUCCACCUCGCUCCCACGGACCAAUACGGCACCCUCUGCACCUGCGCCUCCAAAGCCCUCUCCCUCCUCCAACCCACUGCGAAAACCACCCCCCUCCUCCAAUCUCUCCUCAACAACGAGCGCGCCGUCACCCUCACUCAGGUCAAGUCCAUCCUCGAGUUUUGUCUGUGGGGUCCCUCGGACGUCGCCCUUGGCAGCACAAUCCGCGAACGUGAACUCGCUCUCCAACGCUGGCUUGACCUCCAACGCGCCACUGUCCUCCAUGGCCUCGUCUGCGCACGCGUACAACUCACCGUCUACGAGGAAUGCCAUCUGUUCUUCUUGGUGAGAAGCAACGCAAGGAUGAUGUGCGAUGCCUCGCUCUUACUUGAAUCGUCCAAACACAAAUGACACAAAUUCGUUCUCAAAUGUUUAUUUAAUACGGUGUGCAGGCAUUUGUUAAUGUUAAAAAUUUUAUUGUAUAGUGUUAAAGUGUAUAUAUUGUUAUUGUGACUGCCAUUUCGAGGUUUUUGUGUUAUUAUUGUCCUUUUUAUACACAUCAUUAUAAUAUUCUAUACUACAAAUAAAUUAAAAUUGCUUUAUACUUAUUUCAAAAUUUUUUUUGUUAAACAACACAAUUUCAACAAUAAAAUCCACAAUAGUCAAUAAAUUAUUGCUUAAAUUAUUACCUUAAAAGAAAUAAAAUCAUAUUACUGUGUCUAUAAUUAAUCACAUGAAUUGUUUUCAAAUUAAAAUUAAUAAAGAGAUUUCGACCUGA